Clonostachys rhizophaga is the source of this 333-nucleotide messenger RNA. The record is from the annotation of a GenBank genome assembly. Lineage: Eukaryota; Fungi; Ascomycota; Sordariomycetes; Hypocreales; Bionectriaceae.
AUGCAUUUCACGAAGACCCUCGUCUCUAUCUUUGCCCUUGCCUCCUUCACCUCUGCCUUCUCCUACGAGGCGGAUGAGGAAGUUAGCGCCUUGGCCGCCCGAGAAGCCGAGUUCCUGCAAGCGCGCGACGAUUACAUCCAGGCUCGCGACAACUACCUGAUAGAGAAGCGUGGUGGUUUUAUUUCCAAGCCCAGUGGGGCGGCUCAAGGCGUCUGUGCGGGUAGUGCUCGGCCCUACACAUGCAUGGAGAAACUGAUUAAUGGCAAAUCACGAAAUUGCGGUCCAUGCAAAUCCUCGACUGGAUUUGGGAAGAAAUGCGAGUGCUCUAAGUAG